Messenger RNA from Salvia miltiorrhiza (redroot sage), 1188 nucleotides. Its product is annotated as putative disease resistance RPP13-like protein 1. Lineage: Eukaryota; Viridiplantae; Streptophyta; Magnoliopsida; Lamiales; Lamiaceae. Bases 1 to 1188 code for a protein of 395 amino acids. The transcript has a single exon. The record is from RefSeq and is a predicted model, not a curated record.
AUGAAGAACAAAUCGAGUCAAAUCCCAAAAGAAAUUGCAAAAUCUUUGCGUACGUUACUAAUAACAUCCAAAGGUGAUAUUUCUGAUAUCAACUUCUCAGACUUGGAAAGUUUGCAUGUUUUACGUCUUGACUCUCAAGUUAAAGAGCUGCCACGUUCGAUUCAAAAGUUGAUACAUUUGAGAGAUUUUGACAUUUCAAAGACAAGUAUUAAAGAUUUGCCGGAUUGGAUUGGUGAAUUCUUUCACUUGCAGACGUUGAGAGCAAACAAAUAUUGUUUGGAGAAACUGCCAAGUACGGUUAAGUACUUGAUUAACUUGAGGCAUCUUUAUAUUAAUCAGUGGGUAGAGUUGCCUAUGGGAAUUGGGGGAUUAACUUCUCUCCAAACGCUAAAGUACUUUCCAGUAGGCGACGAGAAUGGCUGCAAGAUUGAAGAGCUCGGAAGUUUGAAUAAUCUUAAAGGAGAGUUAGAGAUUCACAAUCUGGAAAGGGUUCAUGACAAGGAAGAGGCUGGGAAAGCCAAUUUAUUCAAAAAGUCUAAAAUAUUGGAGCUGCAUUUGAAUUGGGAUUGGAGAAGAGAAGGUGAAAGAAAUGAUGAGGGUGUAUUGGAAGGCCUUCAACCUCACUCAGAUCUGAGGGAGUUAAAGAUUUGGGGAUUCAAUGGCAGUAGGUUUCCAUUAUGGACUGAGAAGAUGUCAGUUCGAGAUGCGCCUCAAGGCUCUUGGGUGCUACUUAACAACUUAAUGUCGUUAUUUCUCUUUCACUGCAGAGAAUGUGAAGAGAUCCCAAUGUUGGGGCAGUUGCCCAAUCUCAAGUCCCUUGAGUUGAGAGGAUGGAGGAAUUUGAAGUGUAUAAAUUCAUCGUUCUACGGAAUGGUGAACAAGGACACACGCAUUGUUUUUCCAGCUCUCGAAAAGCUCGAAUUGUAUCGCAUGCAUAAGCUGGCAGAGUGGGCAGAAAUAGAAAUUUGGGAUGGAAGUGAAGUGAAGCUAUUUCCUCGCCUCCAACAUUUGGAAAUUUAUGAUUGCCCGCAAUUGAUGAGUGUUCCAAGUCAUGUCUCGUCAUGCCUUCAACAAUUGGAUAUUUAUGAGAUCGGUGUGGAAUGUCUGCCAGCUGAUUGGUUAUUGAGUAACAACCAGACUCUCUUGUGGUUGGAUAUAUGGGACUGCCCGAAUUUGAGAGAAAUAUGA